CGGACUCCCACUACAGCUACACAUAACGUGGCCGCCGACAGCACUCCGCCACCUGAUGACGCAGCAGUCUCCCCCAUGCGUGUGGCAGCUGUGGCAGGCAGCAGUCCCACACCCAGCCUUCUCUCGCAGCCACACAGCGACCACAGCCAGACUCCCACUACAGCUGCACUGAACAUGGUCGCCAACAGCAGUACUCCACCUGAUGACUCAGCAGUCUCCCACAUCUGUGUGGCAGCCGCAGCAGGCAGCAGUCCCACGCCCAGCCCUCCCUCGCAGCCACACAGCGACCACAGCCGGACUCCCACUACAGCUUCACUUAACGUGGCCGCCGGCAGCACUCCCCCACCUGAUGACGUCGCGAUCUCCCACAUCCGUGUGGCAGCCGCAGCAGGCAGCAGUCCCACGCCCAGCCCUCUCUCGCAGCCAAACAGCGACCACAGCCGGACUCCCACUACAGCUACACAGAACGUGUCCGCCGACAGCACUCCGCCACCUGAUGACGCAGCGGUCUCCCACAUCCGGAGCCUCCCUGGAGAGGAGAAGAACCGGAGGCUGAUCCAGGCGGCUCAGGAGGGUGCAGCCAAUCAGCUGCGUUUAUUGCUGGCGGCGGGGGCGGACGUGGGGGCGAGGGAUGGGGACAUGAUGACAGCCUUGCACUGGGCAGCACUCGGGGGAUACGAGGAGGCAGUGGCGUGUCUGCUGCAGGCCGGUGCUGAGGUCAAUGCCAGGAACAACACACAGGGCACACCUCUGCACUUUGCUGCGUUCUUCGACCACGCACCUGUGGUGCGGCAGCUGGCGGCGUCCUGUGCUGACCCGAACGCCAGGAGUAAUCACGGGGUGACCCCACUACAUUUGGUGGCAUUCAAUGGCCACGUAGAGGCGGCGGCAGCACUCCUGGAGGCGGGGGCCGACAAAAGGGCCAGGACCAGCGACGGGGAGACGCCGCUGGACGCCGCCAGGCAGAACAACCACCGUCAACUGAUAGACAUGCUAAGAUGGAGCUAG
This is a messenger RNA of Schistocerca cancellata (South American locust), 1008 nucleotides long. RefSeq names its product poly [ADP-ribose] polymerase tankyrase-1-like. Gene Ontology annotation, molecular function: protein binding. NCBI's taxonomy places the organism in Eukaryota, Metazoa, Arthropoda, Insecta, Orthoptera, Acrididae. The coding region runs from base 76 to 1008 and encodes 310 amino acids. The transcript is spliced from 5 exons. The record is from RefSeq and is a predicted model, not a curated record.